This is a messenger RNA of Dreissena polymorpha, 5349 nucleotides long. Its product is annotated as D(2) dopamine receptor-like. Gene Ontology annotation, biological process: neuropeptide signaling pathway. The coding region runs from base 664 to 2136 and encodes 490 amino acids. Gene Ontology annotation, cellular component: membrane. The record is from RefSeq and is a predicted model, not a curated record. Gene Ontology annotation, molecular function: G protein-coupled peptide receptor activity. Lineage: Eukaryota; Metazoa; Mollusca; Bivalvia; Myida; Dreissenidae. The transcript is spliced from 2 exons.
UGCGCGAUAAUAAAAUGUAAAUUCAUGAAUAAAUGCACAGUAAAACACCCUCUUUCAAUUUAUGUUUGAGAUAUUUGAGGGCGGAAGUUUAAAAAGAGAUUGUCGUGACUGUUAAGGAAAAGAUACCAAAAUCAUAAUGUGGGUGUAUUGUGUGUGUUUCUCAGAGUGUUACACUUGGAAUAUAUAGAACAUUGAUUGCGAAAUAAUUGGUCGGUCGUUCGGCAAUGAUAGUACACAUCCUCUUCCGCGUUACGCUUUUAAUUGAUUGAAUUUGAAACCCCGACAGACAAUGCACGAACGAUCCAACGGCAGUAUUGAAUUAGUGUUAAAUGCAGUAUGUUUGAAGGAUGACGCAUUCAAUUUCACGACAUCAACAGUUCUGUUUACAAUUCACAGCGCUCAUUUUACGCACGAACACCUGUUAACAAAGAAACCGUGCCAUAAAGUAUUUAUAUAUAAUACAGCACAUACACUGAAAUGUGUUGCACUGUUUUGUUAAAUCUAUAUACAAUAAACAAGAAGUAACUGGAAGUGUUUUGUUAUAUAAGCUGAACGUCGGAUCGUGUUGUAAUGAUAUGACAUUGUAAAAUGGAAGUAGACACAACUACACACUAAGAACAUUUAAAUUCUACGUUGCCUUAAAUUUCUGAUUGUGAUAAUACGAUGUCUAUAUUGCCAAUAAUGGAAAAUGUGACGAACAAUAUACCAAAAAAUUCCACUACAUAUGUUUUGACUUGCGUGGCAACUGAACGUGGAAACGCCACAUGCGAUCUUUUAUCAGAAGGAAUUAGGACUGCAGCGAUGGAUGUUAACGUAUACCCUAUUAUAUGUGCAGUGGCGUACGUCAUUCUAGGAUUUGUUGGAAAUUCAGUUGUGAUAUUCAUUUAUUUGACGAAGUGGAAAAAGAACCGAACACGUGUUUUUAUUCUCUGCCUUGGAAUACUAGACUGGCUUAACUGUACAUUUUCUGUUCCGAUAGAAAUCGGCAUCCUAUGGUACCCAAUGUCGUUUGAUCACAACAUCCUUUGCAAAAUAUCUAGAGGAUUAACCUUUGUCAUAAACAACACAGGCGCUCUUGUAUUAGUUUCCAUCGCCAUCGAACGCUUUCUUGUUGUGUACUAUCCAUUGAAGUGUCGCCAAUUAACACCGCGAUUUUCAAAGAUAUUGUGUUUGAUCUCUUUUGUGAUAGCAUCGGCAGUGGUGUGGCCAUCGUUUGUCUUUUACGGCACAAACACCAUAACAAUACCCGUGCCACAAUACAACGCCCGUGUGAUCGGAAAGACGUGUCUUAUUGCUGACGAGCAUGAAAUCAGAAAAGGCCUUAUUCUAAUUUUUACAACAGUAUUGUUUGCUCUGCUGAUUUUAGUAUUCAUUGUUUUAUCUACGCUAUACAUAGCCAUCGGACGAAAAAUCUAUUUCGCGGCAUAUAGGGAUGUUGGCGAGGACGGUGAAAAUUCGGUCCGAAUGAUGCGGAGAAGUUUAGUUUCGGCUAUAACAGGUGUUACCAGUGUAGCUACACUUCGGCGAGUUUCUUCAAUGUCUCAGGACUCUGGGUCUUUUCGCCGAACUGAAAGCUUUGAUCGGUCAUGUGAUUUAGAGACAACGACAAAAAUAAAGUCAACUAAUAGUGGGAGUUCUCGAAUUGAUAGCGUUCCAGAAGAAUCGGUUAGCGUUACUUCAAACCACGCUUCCGAGCUCGAAAUAUCAGCGAAUCCAUCUGCGAAUAAGACAGAAAGAACUUACAGCCAGAGUGACCUGAACGCUAAUACUCCAAAAACAAUACAAAAAAGGCCUUUGUUGAGACGAUCUUUUUCAACCGUGAUACAUAACGCGACAAGGAAAAAUACCAUUAUGAUGAGAAUGGUUACUAUUGCUUUCAUGUUGUCCUAUACACCGUUUCUGAUAAUUUUGAUGAUACGCUAUACUCACGGUACGGAUUCUUUUAAAUAUUACCUAUCCCUCGGUAAAGCGGGGAAAAUAGCUUAUAAAGUAUUCCUGAAUUCCUAUUUUAUUAAUAGUAUGAUUAACCCAUAUAUUUAUGGUUUUAUGAAUGUACAAUUUAGAAAGCAGGUAAACAUUCUAUUUCGUAAUAUAUUUUGUAUUUUUAAGGGACCUGUUAACAGACCUUCAAAUUGACGAAUUUACAGACGUUAUUGUGUGUCCAUAUUUGCACAAAUUUCAAGCACUAUUUUAUAUUAAUAAAAUUACUAUAAAUAUUUUUACAUCCCGUUCCUUAAACGAGGCAUCAUAUGUAAGAACUAAAACAACGUUUAUAAUACUUAGUGUAAUGUAAUACAAUUUUUGAGAGGAUCGCUUUAAAGCAUUAAGCAUACACAAUCAGUUACUUUAGUAGAAAUAAAUGAGCGGUUUCUACAGUGAAACUUUUGAUAAUUCUGUGUAAGAUUCAAAACCAGAUGCAUGCAUGAUUUCCAUUUUUUUUCGUUCUUAAAGUACACAUGAAUUUUAUGUCGGAUUAUUAAAUUUGAUAAGUUAAGAUAUUUUGUAAAUAUUAAAAUGGAAAAUCUUGACAGAUACACAAAAACAGUACAGCAACAAAAUUGUUUCUUAAAUUAAGGUAAAACAGAACUUUAUUUAUAAAUGUCAUAAGCGAAUCAACAAUACUGCGUAUUAAUUAUUUUGUAGGUAUUCCUUACUGUUUUUUCACUAGUUUGUCUUGUACAUAAAGAGCAUCACUGCCGUAUCUUUUUGUAUGACGCUUUAAAGGGAUCUUAUCACGGUUUGGUAAAUUGACAAAAUUGAAAAAAGUUGUUUUAGAUUCGCAAAUUUUCGUUUUAGUUAUGAUAUUUGUGAGGAAACAGUAUUACUGAACAUUUACCAUAGUCAAAUAUAGCCAUAAUAUGUAUCUUUUGACGAUUUGAAAACCUAAAAAUUAUAAAGCGUUGCAACGCGAAACGAUUGAAUAAUUUGGAUAGUUCUGUUGUUGUCGUUUAAAUUUACGAAACUACGAAGAUUGCUUAUAUAAGGUAUAAAAUACUUAAACUGUGUAUACCCGCGGAAUAGCCGAGAGAGCUAAUGCGUUUUUACUUCAGACUAACUCCAGGACUCCGGGGGUCACUGGUUCGAGCCCUGGUACCGGCUACUUUUUUCCUUUUUAAAUUUUAUUCUUGAUUUUUUACUGGAGCUUUUAAGAUCCAAUGUUUACAUUUAUCAAUAUAAAGCAUUUAAUGACAAACUUCAAAAUAUGCCAAAAUCUGUGAAAAGGCCCCUUUAAGUGCCUGGUGAGGCUCAGAAUAAAUUUAGACACGGCUUGUCGAGCGGUUUCUUUUAUCGUGCUUAGUCAUAUAUUUCACACACAGAUCGGGCAACUACCUGUUUUUCUUAAUGUCAUAUAUCUAGACCCUAAUUACGGAAGCGUAUAUAGUGCACCCCAAUAAUAUAGUCAUGCCGGAUUAAUUUAUAUCGACUUAAAGUGAAAUAACAUGGUAUGUCGACAUAGUUUUGUACCUUUUUCCCACUUUACUUGCCAUAACGACAUUAAGUUAAAGUAUCAACGUAAAUGUUUCCGGCUUUCCCGAAAAAAAGUGGUCGACAUGAUCUAAGUCGAUAAAUCAACAUAAUUUUUGGCGUCAUGCUCUUGUGAAAAUGACUUGCCAUCAUAGUUUUCGUCGACAGGAUGGGUAAUUGUUUUACGUCAUGACACCUUUUUCAUAUCAUGCCGUCCUAGAAUAUGGUACCCCCAAUAAUAUGGUCAUGCCGGAUUAGUUUAUAUCGACUUUCUGUGAAAUAACAUAGUAUGUCGUCAUAGUUUUGUAGGGUUUUCCCUGUUAAUUUUUUUCGCCAUAACGACAUUAAGUUAAAGUCUCGACGUAAAUGUUUACGGUUUUUCCCGAAAAAAUAUUUGGUCGACAUGAUCUAAGUCGACAAAUCAUCAUUAAUUUUGGCGUAAUGCUCUUGUGAAAAUGACUUGCCAUCAUAGUUUUAGUCGACACGAUGAGUUUUUUUUACGCCAUGACACCCUUUUCAUAUCAUGCCGUCAUAGAAUGUUGACAUCAUCACAGCAUCAGGGUGUACAGUAUACGCUUCGAUUACGGAAGCGUAUGUGGUACACCCCAAUAAUAUGGUCAUACCGGAUAAGUUAAUAUCGACUUACUGUGAAAUAACAUGGUAUGUCGUCAUAGUUGUGUAGGUUUUUCCCUGUUAAUUUUACUCGCCAUAACGACAUUAAGUUAAAGUCUCGACGUAAAUGUUUCCGGCUUUUCCCGAAAAAAUAUUUGGUCGACAUGAUUUAAGUCGACAAAUCAACAUAAUGUUUGGCGUCAUGCUCUUGUAAAAAUGACUUGCCAUCAUAGUUUUCGUCGACAGGAUGAGUAAUUUUUUACGCCAUGACACCUUUUUCAUAUCAUGUCGUCAAAGAAUAUGGUACAACCUAAUAAUAUGGUCAUGCCGGAUUAGUUUAUAUCGACUUACUUUGAAAUAACACAGUAUGUCGUCAUAGUUUUGUAGGGUUUUCCCUCUUAAUUUUAUUCGCCAUAACUACAUUAAGGUAAAGUCUCGACGUAAAUGUUUCCGGCUUUUCCCGAAUAAAUAUUUGGUCGACAUGAUCUAAGUCGACAAAUCAACAUAGUUUUUGGCGUCAUGCUCUUGUGAAAAUGACUUGCCAUCAUAGUUUUAGUCGACACGAUGAGUUAUUUUUUACGCCUUGACACUUUUUUCAUAUCAUGCCGUCAUAGAAUGUUGGCAUCAUCACAGCAUUAGGGUGUACCAUGUACGCUUUCAUACUUCCAUACCUAAUUCUUAAAGAAAUAAACAUAUGAUCAAUUCGAAUCAGCGUGUGUAGCUGGAAUGAAUAUAUUGUAUGACAUUUUACGUGUAAAUGAUGACGUCGAGAGCAUUUGCAUUUAAUAUAAAAAUAUGUAAAUUUUCUUUGUCGCGUUGUGUCCUAAUUGUACUUUAUAUUUGAAGCAAAUUGUUUUUUUUUGCAUAUGAUUCAUUAACACCGAAAUAUAUAACGUUACAGAUAAUUCCUUGCAUUAUGAAUACUUCCAAACAUUGAGUUAUUUAUACCAUACGGUCACUUUUUUAAAUCUUUGUAUUAGGACAAAAUAACUAGGUUGCAUGAUAAGUGGUAUAAUUAUAUAUAUUCGUACAUCAUCCAUAAGUAUUCAGUGCACUGUAUUUAUUUUCUAGUUCUUUGCACUCUUGAACACUGGCAAAUCCUAAUUACAUUUUGCAACUUCACUAUCACACCGUAAGAGUUUAAUGGUAUGAUUAAUUAUUAAAUUGUAAAAAUGUGUUUUAUGUACAAUUUAACAACCUCUCUAAUAAUUUAACUUAAUUCAAAUUUAUGUUAAUAUACUGUGAUUUUUGGACUUAAUGUACUUUUACCGA